GGCCCGCACUUCCCGAGCACCGCUCCACCCCGAGAGGGACAGAGGGAGAGAGAGAGAGAAAGAGAGAGCCGAGAAGCCCGAGGGAAGAGGAAGGAUCCCCCGGAGUGCCACCAGCCAGGGCGCAGAGAGAAAGUUGGAGAGAGCGCAGCGCCGUGCGCCGACGCGCAGCCCCGAGCCCCGAACCCGCGCCGACAUGAUGAACAACAGCGGCUACCCCGACGCCUCGGGCCUCCUGGGCGACGAGGCGGACGAGAUGCCGUCCACCGAGAAGGACCUGGCCGAGGACGCGCCGUGGAAGAAGAUCCAGCAGAACACGUUCACGCGCUGGUGCAACGAGCAUCUCAAGUGCGUGGGCAAGCGCCUCACGGACCUGCAGCGCGACCUCAGCGACGGGCUGCGGCUCAUCGCGCUGCUCGAGGUGCUCAGCCAGAAGCGCAUGUACCGCAAGUUCCACCCGCGCCCCAACUUCCGCCAGAUGAAGCUGGAGAACGUGUCGGUGGCCCUGGAGUUCCUGGAGCGCGAGCACAUCAAGCUCGUGUCCAUCGACAGCAAGGCCAUCGUGGAUGGGAACCUGAAGCUGAUCCUGGGCCUGAUCUGGACGCUGAUCCUGCACUACUCCAUCUCCAUGCCCAUGUGGGAGGAUGAGGACGAUGAGGAUGCCCGUCAGCAGACACCCAAGCAGCGUCUGCUCGGCUGGAUCCAGAACAAAGUGCCCCAACUGCCCAUCACCAACUUCAACCGCGACUGGCAGGACGGCAAGGCUCUGGGUGCCCUGGUGGACAACUGUGCCCCUGGUCUCUGCCCUGACUGGGCAGCCUGGGACCCCAACCAGCCCGUGCAGAACGCCCGGGAGGCCAUGCAGCAAGCGGACGACUGGCUCGGGGUGCCCCAGGUGAUCGCCCCUGAGGAGAUCGUGGAUCCCAACGUGGAUGAACAUUCUGUCAUGACCUACCUGUCCCAGUUCCCCAAGGCCAAGCUCAAACCUGGAGCCCCCGUGCGCUCUAAGCAGCUGAACCCCAAGAAAGCCAUCGCUUACGGGCCAGGCAUUGAGCCCCAGGGCAACACGGUGCUGCAGCCUGCCCACUUCACGGUGCAGACAGUCGAUGCCGGCGUGGGCGAAGUGUUGGUCUACAUCGAGGACCCUGAGGGCCACACUGAGGAGGCCAAAGUGGUUCCCAACAAUGACAAGGAUCGCACGUAUGCCGUCUCCUAUGUGCCCAAGGUUGCUGGAUUACACAAGGUGACUGUGCUGUUUGCUGGCCAAAACAUCGAGCGUAGCCCCUUUGAGGUGAAUGUGGGCAUGGCCCUGGGCGAUGCCAACAAAGUGUCAGCUCGUGGCCCCGGCCUGGAACCUGUGGGUAACGUGGCCAACAAACCCACCUAUUUUGACAUCUACACUGCCGGGGCCGGCACUGGUGAUGUCGCCGUGGUGAUCGUAGACCCGCAGGGCCGACAGGAUACAGUGGAGGUGGCCCUGGAGGACAAGGGUGACAGCACGUUCCGCUGUACAUACAGGCCUGUGAUGGAGGGGCCACACACAGUGCAUGUGGCCUUCGCUGGUGCUCCCAUUACCCGCAGCCCUUUCCCGGUCCACGUGGCGGAAGCUUGUAACCCCAAUGCCUGCCGUGCCACCGGCCGAGGCCUGCAGCCCAAAGGUGUACGUGUGAAGGAGGUGGCUGACUUCAAGGUCUUCACCAAAGGAGCCGGCAGUGGAGAGCUCAAGGUCACAGUCAAGGGGCCAAAGGGCACGGAGGAGCCUGUGAAAGUGCGCGAGGCUGGGGAUGGUGUGUUCGAGUGUGAAUACUACCCUGUGAUACCUGGCAAGUAUGUGGUGACCAUCACAUGGGGCGGCUACGCCAUUCCCCGCAGUCCCUUUGAGGUCCAGGUGAGCCCAGAGGCCGGGGCCCAGAAGGUACGGGCCUGGGGUCCUGGUUUGGAGACCGGCCAGGUGGGCAAGUCAGCUGACUUCGUGGUGGAGGCCAUUGGCACAGAAGUGGGGACGCUGGGCUUCUCCAUCGAGGGGCCCUCACAAGCCAAGAUCGAAUGCGAUGACAAGGGUGACGGCUCCUGUGACGUGCGGUACUGGCCCACGGAGCCUGGAGAAUACGCUGUGCACGUCAUCUGUGAUGAUGAGGACAUCCGUGACUCGCCUUUCAUUGCCCACAUCCAGCCAGCCCCUCCAGACUGCUUCCCGGACAAGGUCAAGGCCUUUGGGCCCGGCCUAGAGCCUACUGGCUGCAUUGUGGAUAAACCUGCCGAAUUCACCAUCGAUGCCCGUGCUGCCGGCAAGGGAGACCUGAAACUCUACGCCCAGGAUGCAGACGGCUGCCCCAUCGACAUCAAGGUGAUCCCCAACGGCGAUGGCACCUUCCGCUGUUCCUAUGUGCCCACCAAGCCCAUUAAGCAUACCAUCAUCGUCUCGUGGGGAGGCGUCAAUGUGCCCAAGAGCCCCUUCAGGGUGAAUGUGGGAGAGGGCAGUCACCCUGAGCGAGUAAAGGUGUAUGGCCCCGGUGUGGAGAAGACAGGCCUCAAAGCCAACGAGCCGACCUAUUUCACAGUGGACUGCAGUGAGGCCGGGCAAGGUGACGUGAGCAUUGGCAUCAAGUGUGCCCCCGGCGUAGUGGGGCCUGCGGAGGCUGACAUUGACUUUGACAUCAUCAAAAACGACAAUGACACCUUCACAGUCAAGUACACGCCCCCCGGGGCCGGCCACUACACCAUCAUGGUGCUGUUUGCCAACCAGGAGAUACCCGCCAGUCCCUUCCACAUCAAGGUGGACCCAUCCCACGAUGCCAGCAAGGUCAAGGCUGAGGGCCCUGGGUUAAAUCGCACAGGUGUGGAAGUCGGGAAGCCCACUCAUUUCACCGUGCUGACCAAGGGAGCUGGCAAGGCCAAGCUGGACGUGCACUUCGCUGGGGCAGCCAAGGGCGAGGCUGUGCGGGACUUCGAGAUCAUAGACAACCACGACUACUCUUACACCGUCAAGUACACCGCAGUCCAGCAGGGCAACAUGGCAGUGACAGUGACCUAUGGUGGGGACCCUGUUCCCAAAAGCCCCUUUGUGGUGAAUGUGGCGCCCCCACUGGACCUCAGCAAAGUCAAGGUUCAAGGCCUCAACAGCAAAGUGGCUGUGGGGCAGGAGCAGGCAUUCUCGGUGAACACACGGGGGGCUGGUGGUCAGGGCCAGCUGGACGUACGGAUGACCUCACCCUCGCGACGACCUAUCCCCUGCAAGCUGGAGCCUGGAGGUGGAGCUGAAGCCCAGGCCGUGCGCUACAUGCCCCCGGAGGAGGGACCCUACAAGGUGGACAUCACCUAUGAUGGCCAUCCAGUGCCCGGCAGCCCCUUUGCUGUAGAAGGCGUCCUGCCCCCUGACCCCUCCAAGGUCUGCGCUUACGGCCCUGGUCUCAAGGGUGGGCUGGUAGGCACCCCUGCUCCGUUCUCCAUCGACACGAAGGGGGCCGGCACUGGGGGCCUAGGGCUGACCGUAGAGGGUCCCUGUGAGGCCAAGAUUGAGUGCCAGGACAACGGUGAUGGAUCCUGUGCUGUGAGCUACCUGCCCACUGAGCCAGGCGAGUACACCAUCAACAUCCUCUUUGCUGAAGCCCACAUCCCAGGCUCACCAUUUAAGGCCACCAUCCAGCCUGUAUUCGACCCAAGCAAGGUGAGGGCCAGUGGGCCGGGCCUGGAGCGUGGCAAGGCUGGCGAAGCGGCCACCUUCACUGUGGACUGCUCGGAAGCGGGAGAGGCCGAGCUGACCAUUGAGAUCCUGUCGGACGCCGGGGUCAAGGCCGAGGUGCUGAUCCACAACAACGCGGACGGCACCUACCACAUCACCUACAGCCCCGCCUUCCCCGGAAUCUACACCAUCACCAUCAAAUAUGGAGGCCACCCUAUACCCAAGUUCCCCACCCGUGUCCACGUGCAGCCUGCAGUGGAUACCAGCGGCGUCAAGGUCUCGGGGCCUGGUGUAGAGCCUCAUGGUGUCCUGCGGGAGGUGACCACUGAAUUCACUGUCGAUGCAAGGUCCCUAACGGCCACAGGUGGCAACCAUGUGACAGCUCGUGUGCUCAACCCUUCGGGCGCUAAGACGGACACGUAUGUGACAGACAUUGGGGAUGGUACCUACCGGGUACAGUACACAGCCUAUGAAGAGGGCAUGCAUUUGGUGGAGGUGAUGUACGGCGAGGUGGCCGUGCCCAAGAGUCCCUUCAGAGUGGGCGUGACUGAAGGCUGUGACCCCACCCGCGUUCGGGCCUUUGGACCGGGCCUGGAGGGUGGUUUAGUCAACAAGGCCAACCGCUUCACUGUGGAAACCAGGGGCGCUGGUACGGGAGGCCUAGGCCUAGCCAUUGAGGGCCCCUCAGAAGCCAAGAUGUCCUGUAAGGACAACAAGGACGGUAGCUGCACCGUGGAAUAUGUCCCGUUCACCGCCGGAGACUAUGAUGUCAACAUCACCUUCGGGGGGCGCCCCAUCCCAGGAAGUCCAUUCCGGGUGCCAGUGAAGGAUGUGGUGGACCCUGGAAAGGUGAAGUGCUCAGGCCCAGGGUUAGGGGCCGGCGUCAGGGCCCGAGUACCCCAGACCUUCACAGUGGACUGCAGCCAAGCUGGCCGGGCCCCUCUGCAGGUGGCUGUGCUGGGCCCGACAGGUGUGGCUGAGCCUGUGGAAGUGCGUGACAAUGGGGACGGCACCCACACUGUCCAUUACACUCCUGCCACCGAUGGCCCUUACACUGUAGCUGUCAAGUAUGCUGACCAGGAGGUGCCACGCAGCCCUUUCAAGAUCAAGGUGCUUCCGGCCCACGAUGCCAGCAAGGUGCGGGCCAGUGGGCCUGGCCUCAACGCUUCCGGCAUCCCCGCCAGCCUGCCAGUGGAGUUCACCAUCGAUGCCCGAGAUGCCGGGGAGGGGCUGCUCACCGUCCAGAUCCUGGACCCCGAGGGCAAGCCCAAGAAGGCUAACAUCCGAGACAAUGGGGACGGCACCUACACCGUGUCCUAUCUGCCGGACAUGAGCGGCCGGUAUACCAUCACCAUCAAGUAUGGGGGCGACGAGAUCCCCUACUCCCCCUUCCGCAUCCACGCCCUGCCCACGGGGGAUGCCAGCAAGUGUCUUGUCACAGUGUCUAUCGGAGGCCAUGGCUUAGGUGCCUGCCUGGGCCCUCGGAUUCAGAUUGGAGAGGAGACCGUGAUCACAGUGGAUGCCAAGGCAGCAGGAAAGGGGAAGGUGACCUGUACGGUGUCCACGCCAGAUGGGGCAGAGCUCGACGUGGACGUGGUUGAGAACCACGACGGUACCUUUGACAUCUAUUACACAGCGCCCGAGCCGGGCAAGUACGUCAUCACCAUCCGCUUUGGGGGCGAGCACAUCCCCAACAGCCCCUUCCACGUGCUGGCAUGUGACCCCCUGCCCCGUGUGGAGGAGCCUGCCGAAGUGACCCCGCUGCACCAGCCCUACACCCCUACCCGGCCUGGUGCCCGCCCCGCCCACUGGGCUACAGAGGAGCCCGUGGUCCCGGCGGAGCCGCUGGAGUCCAUGCUGAGACCCUUCAACUUGGUCAUCCCCUUCACUGUGCAGACAGGAGAACUCACAGGGGAAGUGCGGAUGCCUUCUGGGAAGACUGCUCGGCCCAAUAUUACCGACAACAAGGACGGCACCAUCACAGUGCGGUACGCGCCCACUGAGAAGGGCCUGCACCACAUGGGGAUCAAGUACGACGGCAACCACAUCCCUGGGAGCCCCCUGCAGUUCUACGUGGAUGCCAUCAACAGCCGCCACGUUAGUGCCUAUGGGCCGGGCCUGAGCCACGGCAUGGUCAACAAACCCGCCACCUUUACCAUUGUCACCAAGGAUGCUGGGGAAGGAGGGCUGUCACUGGCUGUGGAGGGCCCGUCCAAGGCAGAGAUCACCUGCAAGGACAACAAGGAUGGCACCUGCACGGUGUCCUACCUGCCCACGGCACCAGGAGACUACAGCAUCAUUGUACGCUUCGAUGACAAGCACAUCCCAGGGAGCCCCUUCACAGCCAAGAUCACAGGUGAUGACUCGAUGAGGACGUCUCAGCUAAAUGUGGGUACUUCCACGGACGUGUCACUGAAGAUCACCGAGAGUGACCUCAGCCAGCUGACUGCCAGCAUCCGCGCCCCCUCGGGCAACGAGGAACCAUGCCUGCUGAAACGCCUACCCAACCGGCACAUCGGGAUCUCCUUCACCCCCAAGGAAGUGGGGGAGCACGUUGUGAGUGUACGCAAGAGCGGCAAGCACGUCACCAACAGUCCCUUCAAAAUUUUGGUGGGGCCAUCGGAGAUCGGGGAUGCCAGCAAGGUUCGGGUCUGGGGCAAAGGCCUUUCAGAGGGGCACACCUUCCAGGUGGCAGAAUUCAUCGUGGACACUCGGAAUGCAGGUUACGGUGGCCUGGGGCUAAGUAUUGAAGGCCCCAGCAAGGUAGAUAUCAACUGCGAAGACAUGGAGGAUGGCACAUGCAAAGUCACCUACUGCCCCACUGAGCCUGGCACCUACAUCAUCAACAUCAAGUUUGCUGACAAACACGUGCCUGGGAGUCCCUUCACCGUGAAGGUGACAGGUGAAGGCCGCAUGAAGGAAAGCAUCACCCGGCGCAGACAAGCACCUUCCAUCGCCACCAUUGGCAGCACCUGCGACCUCAACCUCAAGAUCCCAGGGAACUGGUUCCAGAUGGUGUCGGCCCAGGAGCGCCUGACGCGCACCUUCACGCGCAGCAGCCACACGUACACGCGCACAGAGCGCACGGAGAUCAGCAAGACUCGGGGCGGGGAGACCAAGCGGGAGGUACGGGUGGAGGAGUCCACCCAGGUCGGCGGAGACCCCUUCCCUGCUGUUUUCGGGGACUUCCUGGGCCGGGAACGCCUGGGCUCCUUUGGCAGCAUCACCCGGCAGCAAGAGGGGGAGGCCAGCUCUCAGGACAUGACUGCGCAGGUGACCAGCCCAUCAGGCAAGAUAGAAGCCGCAGAGAUUGUCGAGGGAGAGGACAGCGCCUACAGCGUGCGCUUUGUGCCCCAGGAGAUGGGGCCCCACACUGUCACCGUCAAGUACCGUGGGCAGCACGUGCCUGGCAGCCCCUUUCAGUUCACUGUGGGGCCGCUGGGUGAAGGUGGUGCUCACAAGGUGCGAGCUGGAGGCACAGGGCUGGAGCGAGGUGUGGCUGGGGUGCCAGCUGAGUUUAGCAUCUGGACCCGAGAAGCCGGUGCUGGGGGUCUGUCCAUCGCUGUGGAGGGUCCCAGCAAGGCGGAGAUCGCAUUUGAGGACCGCAAAGAUGGCUCCUGUGGUGUCUCCUAUGUUGUUCAGGAGCCAGGUGACUAUGAGGUCUCCAUCAAGUUCAACGAUGAGCACAUCCCAGACAGCCCCUUCGUGGUACCCGUGGCCUCCCUCUCAGAUGAUGCCCGCCGUCUCACUGUCACCAGCCUGCAGGAGACUGGGCUCAAAGUGAACCAGCCAGCAUCCUUUGCGGUGCAGUUGAAUGGGGCACGGGGCGUAAUCGAUGCUAGGGUGCACACGCCUUCAGGAGCUGUGGAAGAGUGCUAUGUCUCUGAGCUGGACAAUGAUAAACAUACCAUCCGCUUCAUCCCCCAUGAGAAUGGCGUCCACUCCAUUGAUGUCAAGUUCAACGGCGCCCACAUCCCUGGAAGUCCCUUCAAGAUCCGCGUUGGGGAACAGAGCCAGGCUGGGGACCCAGGCUUGGUGUCAGCCUAUGGUCCUGGACUGGAGGGAGGCACCACUGGUGUGUCGUCAGAGUUCAUUGUCAACACCCAGAAUGCAGGCUCCGGAGCCUUGUCUGUCACCAUUGACGGCCCCUCCAAGGUGCAGCUGGAUUGCAGGGAGUGUCCCGAGGGCCACGUGGUCACUUACACUCCCAUGGCCCCUGGCAACUACCUCAUUGCCAUCAAGUAUGGUGGCCCCCAGCACAUUGUGGGAAGUCCUUUCAAAGCCAAGGUCACAGGUCCCCGGCUGUCUGGAGGCCAUAGCCUUCAUGAAACGUCUACAGUUCUGGUGGAGACUGUGACCAAGUCCUCCUCGAGCCGUGGCUCCAGUUACAGUUCCAUCCCCAAGUUCUCUUCCGAUGCCAGCAAGGUGACGACACGAGGCCCUGGGCUGUCCCAGGCCUUUGUGGGUCAGAAGAAUUCCUUCACUGUGGACUGCAGCAAAGCAGGUACCAACAUGAUGAUGGUGGGUGUGCACGGGCCCAAGACCCCCUGUGAAGAGGUGUAUGUGAAACACAUGGGAAACCGGGUAUACAAUGUCACCUACACUGUCAAGGAGAAAGGAGAUUACAUCCUCAUUGUCAAGUGGGGUGAUGAAAGUGUCCCCGGAAGUCCCUUCAAGGUCAAUGUGCCCUGAACCCAGAAAUGUCUCCCCACAACCUAGGCCCCCCCCCACCUGCCAAACACACACACUCACACCCUCAUCUACACAAAUGUGCCACACCCAGAUGCACACUUGCAGAAUCACACUACAAAUGCAUAUCUGGGGUGUGUUGUGAGUGGCACAGCCCCUCUUCCCUCUGUGCCCCUAUGGGGGGGGUGGUGGAAGGCCUUCUCUGUCUCAGGACAGUGUCCCUCCCUCGGAUGUGGCACAAGGGCAGACUGGGGUUGGGUUCAGGGGCAGAGACUGUGACAUACGGGGAUAGACGAGGGAUUCGGGGCCUAGGGGAGCCCUCUGAGUAUUGGAGUGGGGAGUGUCAUGUUGGAGACAUGUGUGAGAGAGAGGUCACCCACACAAGCCGCCCCACGCGAGGACUGCAUCCGGUGGCCACCAUCGAAGAGUGUCAAGGACUUGGAAAAUAAAGCACAAUCGGAGAAGAAAACAGACCCAGAACAAGCAUCACAUGCCAUGUGGACUGGCCUUGAUUACGUGCACCACCUAAGCCAGGCUUCCUGAGGGACUGCUUCUCUCAUUUUUCUUCUUCUUCUUCUUUUUUUUUUUUUUUUUAAUGAUUGCACAGCUCUGCCCCAUUGGGGCCUUUUUUACACACUGCGAGGCCCAGCUUUCUGGGGGACUUUUGGAAAACUCCAAAUAAAGUGAGGCUGUCGCAGA
Molecule: messenger RNA, 9067 nt
Organism: Jaculus jaculus (lesser Egyptian jerboa)
Lineage: Eukaryota; Metazoa; Chordata; Mammalia; Rodentia; Dipodidae
Gene: Flnc
Product: filamin C
Exons: 48
Coding region: 194-8371 (2725 amino acids)
Biological process (GO): actin cytoskeleton organization
Molecular function (GO): actin filament binding
Source: RefSeq, a predicted model, not a curated record